Molecule: messenger RNA, 967 nt
Organism: Trichoderma atroviride IMI 206040
Lineage: Eukaryota; Fungi; Ascomycota; Sordariomycetes; Hypocreales; Hypocreaceae
Cellular component (GO): nucleosome
Molecular function (GO): DNA binding; structural constituent of chromatin
Source: RefSeq, a predicted model, not a curated record
AUGGCUCGAACUAAGCAAACCGCAAGAAAAAGCACAGGUGGCAAAGCGCCCAGAACAACUCUUGCUGGGUCUGGGUCCUACUCUAGGAAGCCACCACCCAAGCCGGAGCACAACUAUCUAGAAGAGGCCCGACAGCUUGCGGGCUGGCGCCAACGGGCGACGGCGAUUGAUCCUUCGAGUGUGUCUGUCAAUCGAGAUGAGUGUCUCUUCGACAUCUGGAUUGACGCAUUACGUUCUACAAGAAUUCUUUUAUUAUUCUGCAAGCCUGAUAUAUGCAUCCAUUUCAGCGGUUGUAUAUACAGGUUGGAUAAACAAGACUUUGAUGGCUUUGUCGCUCUCGCUCAUGCGGCAUUAGCAGAGUGUGCUAAAAUUGGGAAUCUCUUCAGCUGGUCGGCUGGUACCUGUCAACCACAUUCUAGGCUGAGAGUUGUCAAGGGCAGCUACACCACCUCCGCGGGCCAUACUUACCCAGAAUUUGCUGAAGCCACGUAUACCAGCUUUCAUCCGUGCCCGCUUCGACAACUUAUGGCCCAGGCCACUAAUCUGGAGCCUUCGGAAGAUGACUCUGCAGAAGAGGACCGGCUGCCAGAGCUACAUGCUCUAUCCGCACUACUUUCGCUCGCCUAUGUCGGCUAUUCGGCAGAGUUCAAUUCAGAAGCACAGAACGGGCCAAUCUCUGAAAUCAUGAGAAUGUUUGAAAAUUCCGUCUUUAGUCGUCUAGCAGAGAGACUUCGAGGAGUCGAAGAAGCGGACGAAGAAGCGGACGAAGAAGCGGACGAAGAAGCGGACGAAGAAGCGGACGAAGAAGCGGACGAAGAAGCGGACGAAGAAGCGGAUGAAGAAGCGGUUAUACAAGAAGAAGUUAAUGUACAAAUAAAGUCAGAGUUUCAGCAGUAUUUGGAAGCUAGCCAAACCAGUUCUGACUGAACAGUAAGACUGGCGCCCAGAGGGCCUGACUGUAUAGGUU